Stegastes partitus (bicolor damselfish) is the source of this 1716-nucleotide messenger RNA. RefSeq lists its product as uncharacterized. The coding region runs from base 1 to 1716 and encodes 571 amino acids. NCBI's taxonomy places the organism in Eukaryota, Metazoa, Chordata, Actinopteri, Pomacentridae. Gene Ontology annotation, biological process: cilium assembly. The record is from RefSeq and is a predicted model, not a curated record. Gene Ontology annotation, cellular component: cilium. The transcript has 12 exons.
AUGUAUAGAACAGCCUCCCUGAACAGUUCUGCUCUGAUCCCCUGUGAGCAUCACAAGGUUAACUCAGUUGCCAUAGAGAUUCCUGUCAGUAACUCAGGAGGAGAGCAGCUGACGCUGGAUGUGUACCUGGAAGGAGAGGACCUGACUGGGGCCAGCUGUGUCGAGGUUCCCCCACGAGAAACGUUCACCUACAAAGCUGCAUUCUCUCCUGGCAGAGUGGGGAAGAGCACAGGCAGAUGGACCAGGCUGACCAUUCCCCUGGUUAACCCAACAACUGAGGCUCUGGCCAUGAACGUCACCAACAGUAACCCCAGAAACUACACAGUAGAGAUGGAAUCAGGAAGCACUCUCAUUGUGGAGCCUCAUUCCUCCACCCAGCUCGGUGUCCGUUUUAGUCCUUCAGCCAUCGGAGAGCGAAACCACGAGGCAAAGAUCACUUUCACAUGCCCGGAGUUGCAGGAACUGUGUGUGUUGUUGAGUGGACGUGGCCUUCAGCCAGAGACUGAGAAGCCUCUGAGCAUCUCAUCCAUGAUUCACUCCAAAGCCUCCAUCACCGUUCCCUUUACAAACCCCACUGAUCUCCCAGCCGUGCUCAGCAUCAAGCUCACAGAUGAGGACCCAAGUGGAGCCCCUAACCUCCAUCCUGUCGCUGGCAAGGAGCUCUUCUCCAUACCGCUUAGCCGUACUGAAGGCAUACAGAUCGGUGAAAGAGACACUUUGGAUGUUCCUGUAGAGUUUGCGCCCGACUCUGUGGAGCUCCAGCGGGCGUGGCUGUGCAUCACCAUGACGCCCAUCAGCAGCCUGUGCAACAACAGCAGCUUCAGCACAGACAGCAUUAGUCCAGAGCAGGAACUUUCGACCAUCUGCUGGAUUUACCCUCUCUGUGGGAGGGCCACAGAAGCUCCUGCUGAGAAGUCUUCGCUUGCCGUGGUCGAGUGUGAAGCAGGCUGCCAGCUGCAAAAGAAGGUGGAUGUACUGCUCACUGGAUGUUUGCCAGGAAAUCAGGACCAGAGAGGCCAGGAAGGUCCAUGGAUGCUGACAGAAGACUUCCUGUGUGAGGUGCGUUCACACAGUGAAGAGGAGCACCCUGAGGUGGAGGGCUGCAUUUCCAUCUCCGUGGAGGCAGCUAGGAGGGAUCCUGAGAAUGGCAUCAUAACACUCACCCUUCAUCUCGUCUACACUCCCCUCAGGACAUGCAGGUGUACGGGGGUCCUCGCGGUGCGGUCUGCGUCUGGCCAGCUCUGGGAGUUCCCCAUCACUCUCAUUGCAACCAAGCCUCAGGUGGAUGACGUCAUCCUCACUGAAACCACGACGCUGGGCGUGACUUCAGCCGUGGGCUUCCGUCUCACCAGCACCAUCAGGAGGCCCACGGCGUUCACAGCAGCGUUCCUGCCGGGCAGCAGCAGUGAGUUCACCGUGAAUCCAGUCACAGGGAUUUUACCUCCUGUUGAUUCCACUGGAUUACUCUUGACCGUGUCCUUCACACCCACCAUGAACUGCAAGAGGCACAGAGCAAGACUGGCCAUCCAGACAGCAGACAUGCGGUGGACUUAUGAGGUGAGAGGGAGGACCCCCGGUGACUGCCCGCCCCUCUGCAACACAUCCACCAGCUCUUCUGUGUUCGCUCCAUCCACAGAAUGUCUGCAGAACUUCGUGGUCCAGAACCUUCGGCUUCCCUCCCUGGAUAACUCGUCCCCUCUCAAAGUCCACAGAUAA